Molecule: messenger RNA, 8558 nt
Organism: Corvus hawaiiensis (hawaiian crow)
Lineage: Eukaryota; Metazoa; Chordata; Aves; Passeriformes; Corvidae
Gene: SRCIN1
Product: SRC kinase signaling inhibitor 1
Exons: 20
Coding region: 622-5733 (1703 amino acids)
Biological process (GO): regulation of dendritic spine morphogenesis
Cellular component (GO): cytoplasm; postsynaptic density; actin cytoskeleton
Source: RefSeq, a predicted model, not a curated record
GCUCCGUGGGUGCCGGGCGGGCGGGCAGUGCGGCAGUGCAGCCUCCGAGAGGAAGCGGGAGCAUCCCGCUCUUCCGGCUCCCUUCAUGGCCGGGCGCGGGGGAGCCGCAUCGCUCCGAGGGGCUUCCACCCUCCGGGCCUCCUCUCUCCCCAAAUGCACUCCCCGCCUCCCCUCCCCUCGCCCCUUUUUGUGCGAGCGCUUUCUCGGCCGAUUUUGCACGCUCCGCUGACUGCCGGCGCUUGCCGCCACCCGCGCGAGCUUUGCUGCCUCAUGAAGAUUUAUGGGACUGCAGUAAUAAACUGUGUUUGAGAGAUUCCUUUUGGAUGAUAAAGCCCCGCCGAGCCGCUGGCACGGGGCAUCCCAGCCCGAUCCCGCAGCCGCUCCCGCGGGGCAGCGCCUGCGGCAGCACCGGGGAGGUGUUUGGGGGCCUUUCCCAGCCCCGCCUCUCAGGGAGCUCCUGCCAACGCCGUUCCUGAAGAUUAUCACCUAACCCCCGGCUCCUGUGCCUCCGGUAUCCCUGUUUUUUCCGGGAAGGACACGAUGGAAGUGCCCUGCUAGCAGCCCGGGGCUCCGGCCCCGGCGCGGGUGACACCUCUGCUGGCAGGUGGGGACGAUGGGUGGAUGAAUCGGCAAAGAGAACCGCGUUCCCUCAACCUCCCGCUGCUCGGAGAGGGGCUGGCCAGGAUCUACCGCGGCAUUCUGGCCGUCGUGGGAGCCCUGCGCCCGGCCAAGGAGCCGCCCGCAGCCCCGGCGGAGCGGAGCGCUGCCCCCGCCAUCCCCCCGGAGCCGCUGCCCGGCCGCCGUGGGAGCCGCGCUGCGCCCGCGGAUCCCGACAGGACGAGCUCGCACAUGAUCUCCGCCGACGAUGCCGAGUACCCGCGGGAGUACCGCACCCUGGGCAACGGCACCCGGCGCUUCUCCAACGUGGGGCUGGUGCACACCUCGGAGCGCCGGCACACCGUGAUCGCCGCGCAGAGCCUGGAGGCGCUCACCGGCCUCCAGAAGACGGAGAUGGAGCGCAAGCGGGACGCCUUCAUGGACCACCUGAAGAGCAAAUACCCGCAGCACGCCCUGGCGCUGCGAGGGCAGCAGGAGCGCCUGCGGGACCAGACCAGGAGCUCCCGGCACUCCCAGGGCUCCCAGCCUGGCCUGGCCGACCAAGCCAAGCUCUCCUUCGCCUCGGCCGAAUCCCUGGAGACGAUGUCGGAAGCGGAGCUGCCGCUGGGAUUCAACAGGAUGAACCGGUUCCGGCAGAGCCUGCCCCUGUCCCGCUCCGCCAGCCAGACCAAGCUGCGCUCCCCAGGGGUGCUGUUCCUGCAGUUUGGGGAUGAGACGAGGAGGGUGCACAUCACGCACGAGAUCAGCAGCAUGGACACCCUGCACGCCCUCAUCGUCCACAUGUUCCCGCAGAAGCUCACCAUGGGCAUGCUCAAGUCCCCCAACACCGCCAUCCUCAUCAAGGACGAGUCCCGCAACGUCUUCUACGAGCUGGAGGACGUCCGAGACAUCCAGGACAGAAGCAUCAUUAAAAUCUACCGGAAAGAGCCGCUCUACGCCUCGUUCCCAGCCUCUCACAUCACCAACGGCGACCUCAGGCGGGAGAUGGUCUACACUUCCCGGGAAUCCUCUCCCACCCGCCGCCUCAACAACAUGUCCCCGGCUUCCCACCUGGCCUCCGGCUCCCCUCCGCCCGUGCUCCAGUCCUCGUCGCCAUCCCGCUCCCGCAUGUCCUACAGCGGCGGCCGCCCGCCCUCCUACGCCGGCAGCCCCGUCCACCACGGCGAGCGCCUGUCCAGCCUGCCCCCGGCCCAGGGCGUGUCCCCCAGCCCCAGCGCCAUCCUGGAGCGCCGCGACGUGAAGCCGGACGAGGACCUGGCGGGCAAGAACGUGGUGCUGGUGAAGAACGAGGGGCUCUACGCCGAUCCCUACGGGAUGGUGCACGAGGGGCGGCUCAGCAUCACCUCCACGCAGUCGCUGGCGGGCAUGGGGGACCCUUUUGGCUACUCGGGGGGGCUCUACAAGCGGGGCUCAGUGCGGUCACUCAGCACCUACUCGGCGGCCGCGCUGCAGACGGAGCUGGAGGACAGUUUGUACAAGCCCAACGCGCCCAUCUACAGCGACACGUACGGGCCCGGGCUGGGAUUCCGCAUGCCGCCGUCGUCCCCGCAGAAGAUGGUGGAGCCCGGGCAGAGCCCGCACAGCCCCUACUCGGGCCCGCCGAGCCGCUCGUCGCCCGUCCGCCAGUCGUUCCGCAAGGAUUCCUGCUCCUCCGUCUUCAUGGACAGCCCCGUGGGCAAAACGCGCAACCCCAGCUCGUCCGGGCCCCCCGAGCUGUUCCCCGGCCCCGGCGAGCGGCCGCUCUCGGGAUUUAGCUCGCCCGGGCCGGCCAAGGACACGGAGACGAGGGAGCGGAUGGAGGCCAUGGAGAAGCAGAUCGCCAGCCUGACGGGGCUGGUGCAGAGCGCGCUGCUCCGCGGCUCCGAGGCCGAGACCCCCAGUGAGAAGACAGAAGCCACCAACGGCGGGACCCCCCCGUCAGCGUCCACCAGCCGCAGUGGCAUGGGGACCCCGGUGCCCGCGCCGCCGCCGCCCUCGGCCACCAGCACCCCCGCGGGGCAGCCCACGGCCAUCACCCGCCUGCACAUGCAGCUGCACCUGCACGACCUGCAGCAGAACGCCAGCGACCUCCGCAACCAGCUGCAGCAGCUCAAGAAGCUGCAGCUGCAGAACCAGGAGACGGUGAAGACGCUGCUGCGGCGGACGGAGACGGAGAUCAGCGUGCGGGUGACGGACACGAUGCGCAAGCACGAGGACCCGCUGCAGCGCCAGCGCAGCUUGGUGGAGGAGGAGCGGCUCCGCUACCUCAACGAGGAGGAGCUGAUCACGCAGCAGCUCAACGACCUGGAGAAGUCCGUGGAGAAGAUCCAGAAGGAUCUGGCCCACAACCACCGGCUGAUCCCGGUGCAGGAGCUGGAGGAAAAGGCCGUGGUGCUCAAGCAGCUGGGGGAGACCCUGACGGACCUGAAGGCCCAGUUCCCCAGCCUGCAGAGCAAGAUGCGCGUGGUGCUGCGGGUGGAGGUGGAGGCCGUCAAGUUCCUCAAGGAGGAGCCCAACCGCCUCGAUGGGCUCCUCAAGCGCUGCAAGACCGUCACCGACACCCUGGCCCAGAUCCGCAGGCAAGUGGACGAGGGCGUGUGGAGCUCGCCCAGCAGCCUGAGCCAGUCGCCCAAGAAAGUGGCCCCGGAGACGGAUUUCAGCAAAGGGCUGGAGCUGGAGAUGCCCACCAGCCCCCCCGUGAGCCUGCACCACCUGACGGCCACCCCUGAGCCCCUGGGCGUGCCCAGCUUCGGGCACAGCCCCCCCCAGCCCCAGAGCCACCCCGGCAAGAGCAAUAACCCCAACCGAGCCCCGGAGAUGGUGCCCGCCAAGACGCAGACGGGGCCCGAGACCCCCAGCAAGAAGAGCGCGGACAAGGCGGUGUCCGUGGAGGCGGCCGAGCGGGACUGGGAGGAGAAGCGGGCGGCGCUCACCCAGUACAGUGCCAAGGACAUCAACCGGCUCCUGGAGGAGACCCAGGCCGAGCUCAUGAAGGCCAUCCCCGACCUGGAAUUCGCCGCCAAGCACAAACAAGCCCCGGGCAGCGGCAGCGCUGCCUCCACACCCGAGCACAAACCCUCCAAGCCACAGCACACCCCCAAAUCGGGGGGCAAAGGGGACCCCAACGGCCGCCGGGGCUCAGACGAGCUGACGGUGCCGCGGUACCGCACCGAGAAACCCUCGAAGUCGCCGCCGCCUCCCCCGCCCCGCCGGAGCUUCCCCUCGUCCCACGGGCUGACCACGACCCGCAGCGGUGAGGUCAUUGUCACCAGCAAGAAGGAGCCCGGCUUUAUGAAGAAGGCGGAGUCGGAGGAGCUGGAGACGCAGAAGCCGCAGGUGAAGCUGAGGCGGACGGUGUCCGAGGUGGUCAGGCCGGCGUCCACCCCGCCCAUCAUCGCCUCUGCCAUCAAGGACGACGAUGACGAGGACCGGAUCAUCGCGGAGCUGGAGGUGUUUCAGCGCAGCUCCGCCUCCCCUUUCCUCCCCACGCUCCGUUGUGACCCCCUCGAGGCCGUGUCCCCGGGCCACUCCGACCCGUGGCCCAACGGAGCCGCGGUGGCAGCCGAAGGAUGGAAGGAGCCGCUGGCGCUGGCAGCCCCGGCGAGCCGCGCCUUCUCCCUGCCCCAGAUCGUGCUCACCGAGUGGGUGUCGGAGCCGCCGUCCCCCGAAGCCGAGCCGGAGCUGUGGGUGGCACCGGGCAGCGCCGGAGCAGGAGGGCAGCUGCCACCCGAGGGGACAAGGAGAGGCCGUGUGGCGGCUCCUGGCAGCUCCCCAAAAUCCCCGCUGGCGCAGGGACCCCGUCCAGCCCCGCAGCCCCCCGGCAGCUCAUCCCGGGGGCUCCCUUCGGCAGCCAGCAAGGCCCCGCCUUUCCCGAGGGAUAAAACGGGGGGACAAGGAGGGGACGCGGCUCUGGACGCUGCCAGCAGGCCAGGAGGCAGCGGCAAGACUUGUCCCCAAGGUCCUGGGGCUGCGCAGCCUCCUCGGAGCCAGGCGGGAGGUGCCGGAGCUGCGGAGACCGCGCUCCCCUCCGUCGGUGCCGGGAUCAUUCCCCAAAUUCCCGGCGAUGCGGAAAGAGCCAGGCUUCCUCCUGGACACUCUGCCGGGGCUCCCAAAGCCGCGUGGAGAAAGGAGAGCUCGCCAGCCGCGGCCUGCCCGGUGCCACAUCCCGGGAUUCCCGCAGGCAGGGAUCCAGCCCUGCGGGGAGCGGCACAUUCCCGGGCGGAGCAGCCCCCGGAGCAGAUUCCUGCCCGCUCCAGCCACUCCGCGGCACCUCCGGGAUGGGAUGGAGGGGCUCCGGCUACUGCGGGGGACCCCGGAACGGGGGGGAGGGCAACAGAGGGGCUCUGCAGAGGCCACUUGUCCCCCGGGCGCCCCACGGCCCCGGGCAAAAAGGAGAUUUAUGAGGACACCUACCAAAGACUGGACAGCCUGGAGGAAACCAUCCGCGAGCUGGAAAUGACCAUCAGCGAGAUCAGCAGCCACCCCGCCGUGGAAUUCGUGUUCCCCAAGGACGCGCUGGCAUCCGAGGAGGCCGGGAAAAGCCUGGGGCAUCUCGGGCACGGAGGCUGUGACGGUGACACCGCGCUGGACCUCAGCCAGGCCAAGGAUGGCGCUCCCAAAAGUCCGUCCCCGAGCAGGACGAAGCCAGCGCUGCUCCCGAAGCCGCAGCUGCCCCCCGGCACGCCCCAGAGCGGUGGCGUCUCCAUCCCGGCCAUGAAGGUGGUGAAUCCGGCGUCGCGGCUGAAGCAGGGCCAGCAGGGCAGCCCCGACAAGGGCAAGCACAUCAAGCAGCGCAUGGAGUACAUGCGGAUCCAGGGCCAGCAGCAGAGCUCUCAGAGCUUCCCCCCACCAGCGUCCAGCCAGGAGCAGCUUCCAGCUCCCGCCGCGCGGAAAUUCGGGAAGCAGCGGCCGCCGAAGACACCCCCGGAGCGGCCCCCGAGGGGCCCGGGAGUCCCCGCGUUGUCCCCGCAGGAGGAGAGGACAGCUCCGGCCAGGGCUCGCCGGUGGGUGGCCGGCGACGCCGAGGGCUCGGGGCCAUCCCGGAUCGCUGCCACCGCGGCCACCACGCCCGGCUCACCUCGAGGGGGGCAAGCGGGACCCCGGGAGUGCCGGAGGGGCCGCAGGGCGCGGGUGUGAAUUGGGGAGGGGGAUCCGAGCACUUGGGGCGGGGGCAGACCCGGCGGUGCGGUGAUGCCGGGGGGGUCACCCGGCCGCGGCUCUGUCCCCUCCCUUUGGGGGCGAGCGGGCGGGACGGGAGCCCCGAGCCCCAGGGCAGCAGCCCCGGCCCCGCCGAGCCUGGGAGGGUCCCCGGGGGUCGUGGGAAGGUGGCCCGUGGCCACCUCGCAGCAGCGCGGCCCAGCCAGGUGUGGCACAGGUGUGUGCUGGGUGUGCCCAGGUGUGCUCCAGGUGUGCCCAGGUGUGCUCCGGGUGUGCCCAGAUGUACCCCAGCUGUGCUCAGGUGUACUCUGGGUGUACCGGGGUGUGCCCAGAUGUGCCCAGGUGUGCCCCAGGUGUACCCAGCUGUGCUCCAGGUACACCGAGGUGCAUCCAGGUGUACCCAGCUGUGCCCAGCUGUGCUCUAGGUGUACCCAGCUGUGCCCAGGUGCACUCCAGGUGUGCCCAGCUGUGCCCAGGUGUACUCAGGUGCGCCCAGGUGUGCUCCAGCUCUGUCCAGCUGUGCCCAGCUGUGCCCAGGUGUGUGUGUGUGUGUGUGCGUGUGCUCUGCGUGUGCAACACAAGAUCCAAUCACUCCUUUCGUUCUCUGUUUCGUCCGUGGGUUGAUUCUUUUGUUUGUUUGUUUGUUUUAAUUUCGAUUUCAAUUCCUUUUCUCUUCCUUUUCCCCCUUCCUCCGUUUUUUUUUCUUUCGUUAUUUUUUUUUCUUUUUUUUUGUAUCUCGAUCAUUUUUGUACAGAAGAAACGAGAGCCUUUUUUUUUGAAUAACAAAGAGGAAAACACACGCGAAAAAGAACAACAGAAAAAAAAAAAAAACACCAAACCAAAACAAAACAAAAAAAAGACCGAAAAAAUGAAAAAAAAAAGAAAAAAAAAAAUCACGAUGCAAUUUCUUUGGAUUGCAAAAAAAGCAACUCUUUACAUUUAAGUGAAGUGUCUUAACAUUUUAUAUUGUUUUAAAAAAUAUAUUUACAUAUUAUAUAUAUAUAAUAUACGUAAUAUAAAUCUAUAUAUAAAUAUUUAAAGAGGGGGGAAAAAAAAGAAAAAGAAAAAAAACACGCCAAAAAAAAAAGGAAAAAAAAAAAAACAAAGAAGAGAAGUAAAAUCACGUCCGGUAUUAUUUAGGGGGUGGAUUUGAAAUCCCUGCUUAGGUUUAGAGCUCCUCGUGGUUUCCAGAGCGGCUUCUUCGCUGAGUUCCCGCCCUCUUUCCUUGUCCCCAGCCCUGUCCCCAGGUCCCGGUGGCCCUGGGGACACGCGUCGCCCAGUGCCAGCAGCAAUAGCAGUCACUUGAUGCGUUUUUAAGGAAUUUCUUUGGAAUUAUUGUUCCUUUUCUCGGUACCAAAGUGAAUUCACUGUAGCAAAGCCGCAGCUUCUGGGGCCGGCCCGGGGGUGGCACCUGGCGCUGUCCCCUCCCCUGCACGGGGCUGCGUCACCUCGGGUCACCCUCGGGUCACCGCGUGUCACCCUCGGGUCACCCUCGGGGGGACGCGCUGACAGCCCCCCACCCCCCACUGCUGGAGGGUGUGGAGGUGACAAGUGCCACCCCCUUGGUGACACCCCCAGAAAUGUCACAGGGGGGUGACAAGUGCCACCCCUCUUUGGGGACAAGCACAUGGGGAGGUGACAAGUGCCACCCCCUUGGGGACACCCCCAAAAAUGUCAUGGGGAGGUGACAAGUGCCAUCCUCAUGGGGACACCCCCAGAAAUGUCACAGGGGAGUGACAAGUGCCACCCCCUUGGUGACACCCCCAAAAAUGUCACAGGGGGGUGACAAGUGCCACCCCCUUGGUGACACCCUCAAAAAUGACAUGGGGGGGUGACAAGUGCCACCCCCCUUUGGGGACACCCACAUGGGGAGGUGACAAGUGCCACCUCUAUGGGGAAACCCCCAGAAAUGUCAUGGGGGGGUGACAAAUGCCACCCCCCUUUGGGGACACCCACAUGGGGGGGUGACAAGUGCCACCCUCAAGGGGACACCCCCAAAAAGGUCAUGGAGGGGUUGUCCUUCGUGCAACCCUGGUGUCCCCGAGCUGUGACAGAUUUUGGGGGUGUCCCCUUUUUUCCCAGGCAGAGCAGGGGGGUGACAAGGGGUGGCAGCGCUGGCUGAGGGGGUGACAGCGCCAGGUGAGGGGGUGGCAGGCCCCGGCCUGUCCCCAAACACCCCCUCCACGUCCCCUUUUCCCGGCUGGUGUCCCCGUGAGCGUGCUGUCCCCGCGUGCGUGUGCGUCCGUCCCCUUCAUGGCAUCGUGCGAAUCCCUCGCUGAAGCAAGAAGACAAAAACCACCAAAAAAAAAGAAAAAAAAAAAAAUCAAAACUCAAAAUAAAAAAAAAAAAAACCAAAACGCGGUUCUGGUUCAGACCAGGUGGGGGAAAAAAAAAAAAAAAAGACAACAACAAAAAAAGAGGAAAAUGUGUAAAAACCAUGAAAAAAAGCCCAAAUCCAAGCGCUGCCUGCAUCGUGCAUGUGUCGGAGGCGCCCGCUGCAUGCGCUCCCUGCUUUACUCGUCUGGAUGUUGUUUCAAAAACAGGAAAAAAGAAAAAAAAAAAAAAAAAAGGCUACGACUCUGCAAAGGACAAAAAAAAAAAAAUUUAAAAAGAACAAACGGAGAAAAAAAAGCGAAAAAACCACAAAAAAAAAAAGAAAAACGACGAAUUUCUGGUUCUCUCUAGAGGCUGUUUUGGGGUUUCUACGCCGUCGUGUGUCUCUCUCUCUCUCUCUCUUUUCCGCAUGAAUUUUCUCGUGAACUGUUUUAAAAAGGAAAUAAAACCCACGAAAAAAGGAAAAAAAA